AUGGAGAAUGUACAUCUGGCAGUGGAGGAGGAUGAUCUUUAUUCGGGUUAUAAUGAUUAUAAUCCAACAUUUGACUCCGAGGUGAGUAGGCAGCUUCACGUUAAGAGCUAUUUCUCGAACUGUUAGUUUAUCCAUGUAGGUUCACUUUGACUGAGUGUCAAAUACUCUUAAUUCUUCCUAAAAACUCUCAAAAAAGAUGGGGGCUGGUAAAAAGAUAGAAACAUAGAUAAGUGUUUCUCCUUCAUAGUUGUGCUAUGACAUUGUGAAUUGGGGUUGUAGAGAUAAAACUACUUAUUGAUCCAUUUGCAGGAGCUGGACAACGAUGUGGAUUUCCAACAAGCUGUAAGGACAAGUCAUGGAAGAAGGCCCCCGGUGAGCACUACCUGAGUGAGAAUAGAAUAUAAGAAGCCUCUAUUUACUUUAAAUUUUUAAAUUAUGUGAUGUCUUCUUCUAUUUUAGAUGACUGCAAAAUUUCCUGGCACUGCCAUCGGCCCCCGAACCAUAGGCUCAUCAUUUGGAGUAAGUAAAAUAGAAAUAAAUCAGUUUUUAUAACAUUGAUUUAAAGACUUGGCCUACCAGACUUUCUCCAGUGUGACUCCUUUGUUAAAAGUUGCACAAUUUAGCUAUAAAUAUACAAAAGCCUUGAACACCAGUACAUUUCAUUUGCCCUCUUGCCUCAUAAUAUUCAGUUGAAAUCAGUUUCCCUUUAUUUUAACUUAGCACUUCAAGCACUCCAAGAUUAAGCUACUCUGAUAAAAUAUUGUUGUCUGAUAUUUACAUGAUAUUCUAUUUCACCUGGUAAACAUAGCUGAAUUACAAGAAGCUGAAUACAGAGAUUUGAUAAGAGCCUUCAGUGACUGGAGUCACAAAAACUGCCUCCUCCUCAACACCUCAAAGACAAAGGAGAUGGUCAUAGACUUCUGUAGAUUCAAACCCCCUCUUCAGCCAGUGAACACCUGUGGAGUGGACAUCGAAGUGGUGACUUCAUAUAAAUACCUAGGUGUACAUCUGGAUAAUAAGUUGGACUGGUCUAAGAAUAUAGACUUCAUCUACAGAAAGGGGCAGAGUCAAUAGACAUCGGUAGUAAGAUGCUGCAGAUGUUUUAUCAGUUUGUGGUGGCAAGUGUCCUGUUCUACGCUGCAGUCUGCUGGGGAGGAAGCAUCAAACACAAAGAUGCAAGACGUCUGAACAAACUGGUGAGAAAGGCUGGCUCUGUGGUUGGACUCAAGCUAGACUCAGGUGGAGAGAUCUACACUGAGGAAGGUGGAGACUAUUCUUAAGAACAUGGAUCACCCACUUCACAACACCUUGAUGGACCAAAGGGCCAAUGGUGGUGGACAGCUCCUUUCUCUUUGCUGCAGGACAGAAAGAUUCAGAUUUUUUGUACCCGUAGCCAUUAGACUUUUAACUCUUGUGUAAAUAGUAGAUAACGUUUUGAGACAACAGACAAUUGAAUUUCCCUUCGGAGAUUAAUAAAGUUCUUCUUCUUCUUCUUCUAAUUUACCUCAUUGUUUCAUGAAGUCUCGGGUCCCUUUGGCAUCUUCGAUGGGCAGACCGAUGACUGGAGCAGUGCAGGUGAGCAGGGUCUUAGUUUACAACAGGACAUUAUCAUGUGUUUAACAAAAAUUCUCAUAUCUUGUUUUAUAAUGUAAAAUACUUUUUAGAGAAAAUUAUGAAUCCUUUUAAGCAACAAUCCUAGUGUACUGAAUGAUGCAUCUCUGCCUUUUUUAAAAUGUGACAGGAUGGAGCAGCUCGACCAAUGACUGCAGUCAGAGCAGCAGGUUACACCUCCUCCAUGGUCCGUGGUGAGUUUAAGGGAAUCACACACAGAUCCUGUCUUAUAAAGUCACUUUGAUAAUGGACGUCUGAUCAACGUCUUGAUGCCGCCGAUACCGACCCAAUACUGACUUGAUCUGCACGUCUUUUCGACGUCUGAUGUUUGGUGGGUAUAAACAUAGACAGUUACACUGGUAAUUAUUGGUAUGAUCUGUGUUUUCAGGCUCGAAUUUUGACCCUCUAGGCCAGUCUAAGGGCCCUGCUCCUCCACUUGAAGCAAAAACUGAGGACACGUGAGUUGAAAUCAACUUAUGUGAUGCAAUCAUUCUGUUUUAAACAACCCUUUAAUCAUCAUUCAGACUAUUUAAGCAACACAGUUCCACAUUAAACGUGAUUUAGAAGCUGCUGUUUCUGUGGUCUUGCAGGCCUGAGGAGAAGAUCAAGAUCCUGGAGAAGAAAGUGAAUGACCUGAUAGAGGAGAGCUGCAUGGCACAGAGCAUUGGAGCUUUUCAGCUGGUGAGAUUCCUCAACAUACUAUUUAAUAAUAAUGGCUUCUUGAAGUUAAAGAAAAAGGCUUUCAAAAUAAGUAAUAAAAAGUGGCUACAUUUUGAUAGUUGGAGCAGUCUAGCUAGUACAAAAGAUUCAUUAUCUGACUGUAAUGUAUGCCACAUAGAUUUCUACCAGGUUCAUCACUGUCAUGAAGCUCUUAAUUUGCCAGGACAAAGUUUACUUUUGUCUGUUGAAUAUAUUUUUAAGAUUUAACCUCUUGGCCCAAAGUAGCAACCCAUUAUUUUUUUCUUUUGAGUGCUCCUCAAUCUGGUCAGAUGAACAGUAUUUAUGCGCAGAAAGAGAAGUCUGCUUUUUAGUUUCAUUGUCAGUUUUGGACUCUGAUAUUGGUGCCAGUGCCUUUUUGUGUGGGCAUAUGAAUGUUUUUGCACUGAAUUUUCUGUGUUUGUAACUGUGCAUGUGAUGUGUUAUCCUUCCACAGGCUCUUGAAAAAGCGAAGGAGGCCGGGAGGAUGGAGCGAGCACUUGUGAGACAGAGGGAACAGUCAGGGAGUGGGGAUCACAUCAACAUAGACCUCACCUAUUCAGUAAGACAAAAAAAAGACUGUGACCACUGUUCAAUUAUUAUUCAAGUGUCCCUCAAUGAGCAUGUACAAUAUUUCCUACUUUCUGAAAUGACGCUACAUUUAAAUGACCUCCUUUUUAAAACCCGCCCUUCUAACUGUUACUUUAUUAGCAUGUUUUAGAAGUUGAAGAGUUUUGACCUACAGUAUAUUCCUAUUCAUUUCAGAAAUUCCCUCUCAAUGAAAGAGCUUCUCCUUUCAGUUGGAGGAAAAGUGCAGAUGUUGACACAAGUUCAAUGCUCUUAUUUCUGUGCAAUCAGUGUCAGGUUUUACGAAAAAAAAACUGAAUUAAUCAUUAUUGAUCUUCUCUACAAUAAUCUUAGUUUAACUAUUAAAGCAUUUAUUUUUAUUCUGUUAGCAAUGAUUAGAAUACUAUAAGUUCUUUACAAGCCGUUUUAUUCAUUUUCACUGGAGAGGAGCUAUUUUAUAACAUCAAAAUCAUCUCAUGUUGAUGUUUCAAAUUAUUUCUGCAGAAGCAGUAUGUCAUGUCCUUCUUUAAAUUCUCUCAGUAUGUUGCUUUUAUCUUUCUUGCUGUUAUGUAAAGAUUCAAAUAUUCUUACUUAUUUUCGUAGUAGAAAGAGAGUCACAGAGAGGGAACUAUCUUGCAGAAGUUGAAGCUGCAGGAAGUAAACAUCACUAACCUAGGUGGACACAUCAGGGAGAGAAGAUUUAGAAUGGCAAGGACAGGGAAAACUUAACUGGGUUAGCUUUAUUUCCUGUUAACUUUUAUUGAAUUUAAAAAACAAUAAAUUGUUUUUCUGUUAUGACUAGGUUUUGCUCAACCUUGCCAACCAGUAUGCAAACAAUGAGAUGUACCCAGAGGCCCUAAACAGCUACCAGGUUAUUGUGAAGAACAAGAUGUUCAGUAACGCAGGUGAGCAGACCACUUAUCUCAGCUCUCUUGCUACUUAUAACACAUGUUUUUCACAAAGACCGGAGAACAAGUUAUCACAGGAACAACUUCUCCAACACCGUACUGUGCUUGGUGAUACCGCAAAGGACUCAUUUGUUGGGUUUGAUGAAAAAUGAUGAGUCAUAUUAAUUGUUGUAUCAGCUGUCAUUUUGCUGUUUUCUCCUCCAGGCCGUCUUAAAGUCAACAUGGCCAACAUCUACGUCAAACAAAAGAACUACCCCAAAGCCAUCAAGUUCUACAGGAUGGCGCUGGAUCCGAUCUCCAACACCCACAAGGAAAUGAGGAUCAAGAUCAUGCAGAAUAUCGGCGUGGUCUUUAUCCGCAUGGGUCAGUACUUAGAUGCCAUAACAUCUUUUGAGCACAUCAUGAGUGAGAGCCCCAACAUCAAAACCGGCUUUAACCUCAUCCUGUGCUACUACGCCAUCGGGGACAAGGAGAGGAUGAAGAAGGCGUUCCAGAAGCUCAUCUCUGUUCCCCUGGGAAUUGAUGACGAGGACAAAUACAUCCCAACUAAUGUGAGUGACAAUGACACAUGUGUAUUUAUAUGUAGCUUUGUCUUCUUUUCUUGCAAAACAAAGCACAGAAACUUUACAAGAUUGUACCUGUAGAUAAAAUAAUAUAUUGUUUUAAUAAUUUGAUAUGAUUGUAUAUGUUGUGUGUAUUCUUGAUGUUGCAUUCAUUUUGAAUCCAGACUUCCAGUUGCAUUUGUCAGUUGUACAAAAAUGACAACACUGAUAAGAACAAAUCACAGCGUGUCAGAUGUUUCUACUAUACGUUUUAUUUCAUAGUUUAUGUAAUUUUUCUUUGAAGAUGAUAAAUUUCCUGAAUUCAGUGGAAUUCUGCAGCAUUAUUCUAAAAUUGUUGAAUUAUUUGCUUACACAGUCACUCACAGGCAAGUGACUGUGCUUCUUUGGAGCACCAUCUUUAUACCCAAUCAUGCGACUGACAUAGUUUGGAGUUGUUCCCCCAAGUAUUUUGAGCAUUAUGCACCAUUUUCAGAUGUCAAAUGUCAGAAUCCAAUUUAAAAGUAGUGUAUAUUUUAAGUAAAGCAAUAAAAUGUUUUGGUUUCAACAUUUAAUAUGUUGUCUUUAUGAUAAUUACAAUCUAAUACAGGGUUUAUAUGAUUUGCAAACCAUCAAAAUCUGCACCAACUUUUUAGAGUUUGAGUUGUUGGGCUUUUAUUAGUUGUCUGCCUGUCUCUUGUUUUGCAGAACACAAGAUACAGUAUAAAAAAUUGUGUUGCCUGUAAACCAUUACAGUAAUCUCCUUUUCUCCUCCUCCCUCCUCUAGGAUGACACCAGCUCAGACAUGGUUAUCGAGGCCAUAAAGAAUGACAAACUCCAUCAGAUAGAGAGAGAUUUGUAAGAGACACCCACACCCACUUACUCGCCUUGUCCUUCAUGCUUCUAACAUGCAACUUUUUUUUAAUCCAUAAAUUGCCUACAAAAACAUAGAAUAUAGGAGUCUAAACAUUGAGAUUUGUUGUAUUUCUCUCCUGAGUUUCUGUUGUUUGUUCUGCACACAGAAAAGUCCUGGCUGAAAAGUACAUCAUGACCUCAGCCAAGCUUAUUGCUCCAGCCAUUGAGACAUCCUUUGCUUCUGGAUUCGACUGGUUUGUUACUGUAGUGUUUUAUUUUCAACAUCCAAACACUAGAGGGCAGAAAAUAUACUAGAAGACUCUGUCCUGUUGAAUAAAUACAUCAUUUUAAAUGCUGUUUGCCUUGGACGUUGAAUGAUGUUAUUCAAAGUGUUUCACAGCCAUAUUUGUUGUUAUGGUUUUGUGCAGGUGUGUGGAUAUGGUGAAAGGUUCCCAGUAUGUCGAGCUCGCCAAUGAUUUGGAGAUAAAUAAAGCCAUCACCUACCUCAGACAGAAAGACUUCAACCAGGUGACUGUCUGCCUCAGCUGUGUAAAGGGAAAUACCACUCAAAAAUUUGCCACUAUAGCUGCAAUUGCAAAAAUUGGAGUGCACUGAUAAGAAGACAUGAAUAAUUGCUGGUCGCUUGCAUAAGUGACUUUUUACAGUAGACUAAUUUAUCCCUAACUAAGUCGUACAAAUACUUCAACAUUUCUGAUUGAUUUUAGAUUGAAAACAGGAAUUUGCCAUUUAACAGUCAAUGGAGAUUUGUGAAACUUCAAACUCUGUAUCUAUUCAUUCUAGUGUGGCCAACAGGAAAAGAUUUGUUUUUCUAUUUUGACAUGUUUUUUAAGUUAUUAAAGCUGAAAUACAGUCUGCUUGGUGGUGACAUUUAUAAACUGUUAGAGGGAGUGGUAUUUCCCUUUCAAUCAUAAUGUUUGUUUGAGGUUAAAAGUCUGUUUUUGUUUAUGAGUGUUUCCUCCAUUUUUUUUUACAACAUUGCGUUUCCAUGUGUUAUUUUUAUUUGCCAGAGUUUUCAUUCAUGAAUUUUUUUGUGUAUACGUCAGCUUUUCUCCUGCUGUGGCGGUUCAAGCUGUGCUCUGCAGAUCUAAAUUUCCCCUCUCAUUGCCCUCCAUUCUCUCUUGCUUUUGUCUUGUUUCCUUCCCAUCUGCAUGCUUAAGGUUGAGGUAUGUGUGCCCUUUGUUUCCAGUUCACGUUUAUUUGAUAUUGUUUUUUCCCUUUCUACUUAAGCAUGCCUUUUCCAAAUAACAGCAGUGCAGAGAAAGUUUGAGAAACAGUUGUUGGUAAUAAAACCACAGACCAGUGAGGAAAAACUAUGCAGGGAGAAAAUUAUAACCAAAGUUUCCUCUUUAAUGAUAGACCACCGAGCUUGGCCACUGGUGCUGCUCUAACACAACAGUAACACAUUGAUAGACCCUCAGCAGCUCCGGUGUUUUUCCUAGUUAGAAUUCAGUCUUCCCACACUCACAGGCGUCACAUAAAGAAAACUCCAAAGUGUUUGAUAAUUAGAUAAAUAAAAGUAAAAAUCACACAACUGUAAAUUGCGUUAAUUUAUUUUUCAAGUCUUUUAUUUUGAAAAGUAACAAGGUAAACAGAAACUCUGUGUACUGUGAAGCUAAAUAUAAUUCAAAGUUACACAAAUAAAAUCACAGUUUUCCUCUUUAGCUAACAGCUGGUAAUUAACCAGGUGGUUAAGCUGCAGCUGUCAAGCAUGCAUCCCAAGACGUUUUUUUUUUAUUGUCAAACUAUAAAAAUUAUAUAUAUGUUGUAAGAUGAAAAUUCUAAACUACCAUCAAAACAUUUCAUAUUUUCCUCCAAACCAUUUAUUUAUCUAAUAUCAAACAUUCUGGAGUUUCACCAAAAUCUGAUGCAUGCUUGUCGGGUUUUUAUACUCUACUUUUAGACAUUGGUGGUGGUGUAGCCUAGCUUGGGGUGGACCAGAAGGCUAACUGUGACACAAAAAUGUUGAAAAAUUUUCACAGUGUGUAACAAGCUUACAUAACAAACAUAAUAACAAACUAUAAGUAUAAUUUCAGUGAAAAUGAUGUCUGAUAGGAAACCAAUCUCACUAGUUUAUAUCUUACAGUCGUCUUCAUCUUCAGAUUCUUUAAAUUCAAAGAUGAGGAUUCAGUUUAAUACUGUGUUUGUUGUAGAGCCAAAAUAGCUGGAUGUAAAUUGUUCCAAACACUAGAAUGGUCAUAACACAAAGUGGUUUUAUUUGGCAAAUAUAUAGUUAUAGUAGAAUGAGGUUUUAAGUUUGUAAGUGUGCUACAUACUGGUGGGGAUGGCUCAGGUGAUGCAGUUACAGCAGCAGUUUACUUUUUACCCUGAUGACUUCUUAUUUCUACUUUAAGGCUGUGGAGACACUAAAGACGUUUGAAAAGAAAGACAGCAGAGUGAAGAGUGCUGCAGCCACCAACCUCUCUUUCCUCUACUUUUUGGUAAGUUCCCCUCAAAUAUUAAAAAAGACUCUUGGAAAACACAUAAAUAAGUACCUGAACCAUACUGAAUAUUUUUUAACUCCAAGUGAAACAAGAUGUUGGGUGUCAACUGCAGCAUACUUGAAAAUAAAACUGUAAGACAAGUGUUACCAGCCUAUUACUCGACACUACCUUUCCUCUGGUCUUUCCUGUGUAACAGGAGAAAGACUAUGAGCAAGCUGAUCGAUAUGCUGACCUCGCCAUGAACGCUGAUCGCUACAAUCCUGCAGCACUUAUCAAUAAAGGCAACACAGUUUUCACCAAGCAAGACCAUGAGAAAGCUGCAGAGUUCUACAAAGAAGCUCUGAGGAACGACUCCUCCUGCACUGAAGCUCUCUACAACCUCGGUAACAUUUAUUCCAAAGACAUUGAAUUUUCCUUAAUUGAUAGUGAUAUUGAGAUACACAAAUUUUCUAUUGCAAUCAUGACUACAACAAAAUGCUAGAUUAAAUUAAAAAGUUCAAAACUCAAGUAAAACAAGUCCAGACCAAGGUGAAUUAAUUUGAGACGAAUCAUUGUUUGUACCAAAUUAUUUGUACCAAAUCUGUUUUUUCAUCACUUAUUGCGCAAGUGAUUCUGGAAUAUUUUCAGAAACAUUGGAAUAAAUUUGUUUUAAUAACCCUAGAAAUCAUCUUAACUAAUGCAGAUCAGAUACUAAGCAUAAAGGGAUAAUGAACAUUUUUUCUGUUGUCCAUUUGUAUCAGGUCUGACUUAUAAGAGACUGAAUCGUCUGGAGGAAGCACUGGACUGCUUUCAUAAGCUUCAUGCUAUAUUGAGGAACAGCGCCCAGGUCAUGUACCAACUGGCAAACCUGUAUCCUACAAGUGUAACUUUUUUUUCUGUAGCCAUUUUUACACUUAAAGUUAGCAUGUGUCUUGGGUUUUGUGGAAAUUAACUGAAAUCAGAUCACCUGGAUCACUUUCAGAGAUGUUCUGGGACUACAUUUUUAGUAGUGCGUACACAAAUCUUUGAGUUUUCCUCUCGUGAACAUCUUCUUUUCCUUGACUUAUUGACUCCAGCUAUGAGCUUCUGGAAGAUUCCCAGCAGGCUAUUGAGUGGUUAAUGCAGGUCAUCAGUGUAACCCCAACAGACCCCCAGGCACUGGCCAAACUAGGAGAGCUGCAUGACAGUGAGGGGGACAAAUCCCAGGCUUUCCAGUAUUACUAUGAGGUACAAGACACAUUCAUGAAUGUUUUCAUUUCACAUCUCAGCUCUGAUUAUCUGCAAACGCUCUGAUUUUGAGUUCUAUCGCUGUUCAGUCCUUCAGGUACUUCCCCUCCAACAUCGAUGUGAUUGAGUGGCUCGGCGCUUACUACAUCGAGACGCAGUUCUGUGAGAAAGCCAUUCAGUACUUUGAAAGAGCCACACUCAUUCAGUAAGUGCUCAUAACACUGAAGAAGGAAAACAUCAAAAGUGAAUGAAACUGAUUAUAGUUUCAUCGCUCAUAUCCAGCCCAAUGCCAAAAAAAUAUUAUUUUUUGGUGGAGUCAGGUCCCAAGAGUUGUUGUAUCAUCCUGAGGAAUAUUUGUGCCAUGAUGUCUGCAUGUCUCCUGCACUUUUCUGACAUGAUUUAGUGAUUUAUUUCAUCUUGACUUGAUUCUUGUCUUAGUCUCCGUUUCAUCAAAAAGCUUUUACUCAUCUGGAAGUUAUUUUUCUAUUGAAGAAACAGGACAGAUGACUUGAUUUUGUAAGCCUUCCAGCUGAAUUCAAAGUCGUGUUUGUCACCAGUUUCUGUCAUAUGACGGUAAAUUCAUCUUCAGGUCUGAGCUGAACCCCACCCUCUGCACCUCCUGGAAAAUUGCAUGGUCGGCUUUAACGCUCAGUUUCUUAUGUCUUCCUCAGGCCAACUCAGGUGAAGUGGCAGCUCAUGGUGGCAAGCUGCUACAGGAGAAGUGGUAAGAGUUAGUUUGGUAGAAUUAGUCAGAACUAUUCAUCUUUCUUUACUAGUUCAACAUUAACUCAGUGAAAUCCAGAGCAUAGAGAGGGUUAGAAAUUAUCCACUGAAAUUCAAAAGCUUUACUACUUAGUCCCCUUUUUUUUAGGCAACUUUAAAUUCCAAAUUUCCAAACUAGUCUUUCUGGAAACACUGUAGUUUUGAGCUUUAUCAUAAAUUUUAAUAGUUAAGUAGAAAUAUUAAGGAGGUUGUGAUUUUCAUAGUUUUGCUGAUGCUGACUUGGUUUUGUAUUUGGCUUGUAAUGUUAUUUUACACUGGCUUUUUAAUAAUAUAAUUCUGGUUGACUUUAGCGUCAUUUGUGGACCCCAUGAGAGCAGUUGAUACCUUGGUAAUGGCCAACAACUGUAAAAGCAACUUGAUUUAUAUUGCAGCUCUAAAAAGAGAUGCUGGCAAAGUGCUUUGGCGGACAAUUCAAAAGCAGGACAGCAGGAGGACAACAUAAUGAAAACUCAACAGUCAGGCCAAACAGAAAGUAGUCUGGAAAAAUCUAUAAAUACAGUAAUAAAAUGUGGUGCAAAAGGUCCACUAGAGUUAAUGUAAAUUUAAAGAAUAAAAAGUUUAAUUUAUAAAUCCCAGAUUGGUCUUUUAUUUCUCUGUUUCUCUGUGGUGUUGCAAAUAAAGCUGCUGUAAUACAUUAAAAAAUAAAACCUGAUUUAACAGUUUGUCAUCAUUAAGAUAAUAUCAACUCCCUGCAAGCAGCAUUACUUACUUAUUUAUUUGAUGUAGAUUUAUUCAGUGUCAGAACCAUUAACCCGCUUGGAUCCUUUUCUUUCUCAUCACAGGAAACUACCAGAAAGCUCUGGAAACGUAUAAAGACAUUCACCGCAAGUUUCCUGAAAAUGUGGAAUGUAACUCAUCCUGUUUGUUACACUAUUUUCAUUUUCAGAAGAACUGUCUUUCAAUGAGUUUAAAUGAAAGAUCAGAGUGUAAAAAACAUUAUGUGUACUUCAUCUUUUUCUUAGGCCUGCGUUUCUUGGUGAGACUCUGCACAGACAUGGGACUAAAGGAAGUCCAAGAAUACGCCGACAAACUGAAGAAAGCAGAAAAGAUGAAGGUGAACAAAGAACAGGUGCGUCUCUCUGCACUUCAUCACUUUCACAGUUUGCUUGUCUGUAGUGUUAAACAAACCUCUGUUCGGAUGUUCUCAAUCAGCUUCUACUUCAACCUGGAAGUUAUUCACCUUGUAGACAGUUAAUAAAACCCUUCAACAGCUGCCGUCACUCACUCUGACAGCUCUUUCUUGGAAAAAUUACAACAGAUGGAAAACUAUGGAUUCUACAUCUGCAGAUUGUCUGGAACCAAAAAACAGAAUAGCAGCUGUUUUAUGAGCAGAAUUUGUGAUAACUAAAAGAACUAAACAAACACAGAAAACCACAAAAACGCAGGAACAAAGCUGCAGUUUCAUCAUCAGAAAAUGAAAUGAUGAAAAUGUCACAGUUCUUAGAUGACAGUGGAUGUAUUUGUAUUGAUCUGCAGAAAACUAAAAGCACAAAUUCAUAUUUUAGGUGAAGGCAAAAGGAUUCCAACUGAUAAAACUAUAAAAAUUAUGAGGUUUGAAACUCCCCAAAUAUUUUUGCUUCAUUUUUUCUGCGUCAUACCUCCCUAUGAGCGGCCUUGUUUAUAGAUAUAACAUUAAAAUAGAGUAAAUCCUUUGAUUUAAAGCCUCCGAACUGACCUCCUUGUUUUCCAGUCAUAUAACACAGACUUUUGUGAGCUUUCAUCCAUCAUCUUUUCCUCACUGAUGAUUUGGCAUGCUGUCAUAUCAUCUGUUUCUGCACACAAACACUCUGAUUGAAAACAUAUGCAUCGUCCAUCACUGUUUAAUUGGGUCAGUGGUCACCGCAGCUCCAGAGAUACAUUAAAAAAUAUACAGUUUUUCUCCUCUUUUUGUUUUUAUGAAUUAAGCUGUUUUUAGAGGAACGUGGAGCCUAAACAUCUGCGUAACACUUGUGCUGGCUCAGUAAAAGCAGCUUGUAGAGUUAUUUAAAGCUCUGAUAUCACGUAGGGUUGAGUUUGGCUAUUCCUAUGAGAUGUGUGGAUAGAUUUGAUAAACCGUCGCUGAUUUCAUUUUAAAUCAUUAGGGGUAAGUGGUAGAUUAUCUGUAUUUUAUCAGUUUUAAAAGAUCUCUAUCUGAUUUAUUUGGACAAGACUAUCAAUUUAAGAAUCCUGAUUAACUAUUUAAUGAUUAAUUGUGAUUAAUCGCAUUUUUAAUCAUAUGUUCAAUACUGUAAUUUUUUCCACAAUAACAAUAUAAAACAGUUUUCAGGGUCAUUAUUUAGGAAUCAAAUUAUCUUGCUUGACCUCUUGUCCUUCACAAUGUUAAUCUGCCUGCAAGCUGCAGUCACUCAUGUAGGUAUGGCUGUUGAAGGUUGUUUGCUUGUAGACUUGACAAGUGAGUUCUGCCUAUUGGCGAACUUCUGUAUGAACUGUGUGCUCGGCCAGUAAGUGGUUGUCUGUUUCAAUGUACUCUGGUGGAAAUUCAAAUUGAAUCAGAAUUUGUUGUGCAAAAGACCCGACUUCUUUGACAAUCAAGCCGUAUUUUUUCAUGUCAAUUGUCUGCUUAUUUAAGAAUCUUCAAAUUUGUAAUGUACCCCUUUAUCCUUUCUCUUGUUUUUCUCUCCACUUAGCUCCACAUAAAUGCCAGGAAAGAAAAUCAUCCCAAAUACCCCCAAAAUCACCCCAAAGCCCAACAUACCACAUAAUUAAUGUAGCGUUUCAUUGCAUCCCUGUCUCGACUGAUGUGGUAACCCACAGUGCUUCACAUCCCUAAUAGUGAUCCGUAAACUGGCUCUUCUCAGGGCUCUGUUAAGUUUUAAAGAAAGAGGGAGUUUCAGAAUAACAGAGUCGUGUGCCAUGGUCUCUGGGAGAUAUUUAUCAUAGCCUUGAACAGAUGAGCAGAAUGACUUUGUUAAAUCACAAGCAGCUGCACUUCAAUCAGCUCAGAGAGGCUGCAGAGAAACAAUCCUGCAGAUAGAUAGACAUGCAGGGUCAGAGAAGGACUCUGAAGUCUCCAAAGUCUGCAGGCUGAGUGACAGCAAAACAAUAACCACGAAAAUUAGAUUACCGCUGUUUCAUUUUCAAUAUUCAAUAUUGCUGCAAGUGUUCAUUGUAGUGCUGUGUUUGCAGUCAAAUCUUCUUGUUAUAGAAACAUAGAUGCUUUUUUCCUGUUUUGUUUAUAUGUACGUAUCUUUUUAUUAGAUCUUUCUGCUUCACUUUUUGUUUGUUCCUGUUUGUGUCUGAGUUGUUUUCAUGCUGAUUAAACUGACCCAAUUUAGGGGACACAGAGCAAGAGGUGAACUAGGAAAGAGGCAAUACCUCAUGUAGAUCCAAUCAUCGACCAGAACAUAGUUACUGCUCUUUUGUUUAGACUGCAUUUUCCUUUCCUUUAUUGCCUGCAGUUGUAAUCUAAGUUUUUAUAUCCCUACUCCCUCUUUCUGUCUUUCUUCCUGCAGAGGGUGAAGUCAGGACGAGAGGGCAGCGCCAGAGGUCGAAAAGAAGGCAGGGAAGGCAGCGCUGGGAGUGCUGGUGAGUCAGAAGUCCCAACAACAGAAAAUGUUCCUACUGUGAGGUUGUCUAAUUCAUGCAGCUUGUACCUUUUAUUGUAGACAUAUGAUAUUCAAGGAUACCCACCAAGAUACCAACUCCACUUUUUCAUUCAAAUUCGAAGCACGUUAAAAUGUUGACUUGAUUAAACUCAAAACUUGGUGGAAACUUUUCCCAUAACAUUUUUUUUCAUUUUGUAAAGGAUAUUGUAUACCCACAGUCCCAACCCCAGCAUUUGUCAUCAUGUAUUUGAGGCAUGAGAAGGGCAGUGUUUAACCUCAGCAGCUCUUAACAAAUCAUAGCUCAGACUUUCGAAGAUCGAAGCACUCGCUUCGAUUCAGUCGCUUGAUUUAUGAUUCCUUUUGUUUGUCUGAACUCAAAAGUUUUGUGCUCAAGAGUUCAUGAAAAAAAAGAAAAUAUCAGUUUAUAAAAUAUUUGAUGUUUUAGGGAAGAAAUGCGUUUCUCAGUGACGACAUGGUGAUAAUGUACUUGUAUGUACGUAUCAGUAUAAAUUAAAGGGAUAGCUCAUUUUUUAGUUUGUCAAAAAUAGCUAAUAUGUGUGGUAGAGCUGGUCCCGUUUCAUUGGUAGUUCUGUUUCUGUUCUCUGACUGCAGUCUUAACAACCAGGUUCUCAUACAACCCCAGUUCCAGAAAAAGCUUUUUUUUUUUAGAUUUGAUUUACAGCUGGAAGAAAUCAAAGAAACAUAGAUGCUUUUUUUCCUGUUUAUGCAGUCACAACACAGAUUCAGAUCAAACUCCAACAACUAAUUUAUCUUUUUCCUACGUGCCUCCCUGCACCUCUGCAACAUCAACACAUGGAAACAAAUAUUGUAACAUUUGAGCAGCAUAGUUUUUGCUUAUAAAUGAGAGCAGGUUCCAGUUAAAGAAUUUAUUUUCCUCAUCAAAAGUCAUAAAAAAGUUUGUCCCCUGAGCUUAAAAUAGUUGUUAAUGUUUGUAAGAGAUACUACUGUACCAUGUCCUCCAAUCAGAGUGAUUUUACUUCCUGGAUCAUGUUUGUCAACUCCUCCCUCUCCCCUUUAUUUUCACACAUGCUGCUGGGCAGCAGGUGUCUCCACACCUGUCCUCACCUCCCCCAUGAAGGCCGGCAUUAUGGGUAUAUCUCACACAACACUGAGUCAUGACCUGUAGCAAGUCACAUUAUUUUAAAGGCCACACAAAGUCAGUGGAAAGAGAUUCAGAUGAGCUGCUGUAAACCCUUAAUAAUCCCGAAUAGGUCACGAACGUUUCAAACACUUUCCCGGGUCGUAAAAAUGAUCCUUCUCUGUUUCAUUCAAUUCCUGAAUCCAAUCCGGGAAAAUCAUGGUUAAUUUUGAAUCAUAACAUAGCCUUAGCUUUUCAGCAUAAGACUGUAAGACACACUAAUAGCAUAAAGCCUCUGCAGACGCACAAGAGGAUAAACUUCCACAUUUAGAGCUCUCCUUCGCUACAGAUCCACAACAAAUACAGACACUUUCUCCAGACUGGCUCCCACUCUGGAAAGCUGGCUCCUGGGUAGAAUUUAAACUCAAUCCAGACAAACCAGAGAGAUGCCAGAAAGUGUAACGAGACCCAGCUUUGCUCUCUCUUACAGCUGAAUGUGUCUCCUGUAGCGUGGUUAAAGACAUAUACAUAAAGCACCUGUUAAUGGGACUGCUGCUCCACUCUGCCAAGACUUCCAUUAUUGUCCUUUAACCUGAUAAAUCAGAUUAGAUGAACCCAAACCCAUCUGUUUUAGUUUGUUUCGACCUGCUAGAGCUGUAACUGAGUAGAUUUGCAUCAGGUUUGAUCCUUUAUAUGCUUGACUAUUGGUUCUGACAAAACCCAAAUCCUUUUGUAACUUUUUCCCUGCAUGUCAGAGGCGGAUGUUAAAACAGGUGAGACAGCAAAGUUGCCCAAAAGUUUUCUUUUUCUCCUAAAACUUUGACUUUCUCCUCCUGUUGUUUGUUUUAGUCGAACUCUGAACUAUUUCUUUCUUUUGCAUUCUGCUGGUCUGUUUUUGUGGCUCCUCUGAGUUCAUUUUUCCUCUCUCUUUCUGCUCCUUUUAUGCUGCCCAGUCCCUCAAAAUGAAUCAAAACAACUCAGUCCACAGUUGGACUCAGGGAGAGGUAUGUAAGGUCCUUUAUUCCAGGUUAAAAUAUUCACACAUGUAGGUUAGAGAAUAGAAUAGAAUAGAAUAGAGGUAACUAAUGUUUUUGCCACACAAGAUGAGAUGUGCCUAACUUCUUUCUCCGAAUUCACUUUAUUUAAGAGGUCGUCCUUUGAAAAAGUUUGUUCCUCUUGGCAACAUUUUGGUAUCAGAAUAUAACAGACUGUUGCUAGGGAGUACUGACCAAUCAGAAACAAGUAUUUCACACAGGCAUGUACAGUUGUUGCACCAGGUAUGUCAAGCCUAGUGCAUCUUGCCAUCAUGGCCAUCAUGUGCAACAGAAAAGUUUUCCAGUCUCUUACAGUCAAACAUAAACAAAACAAUUAACAAUGUACAGCUGUGAGAUUUCACUAAUUGAGUAAUAAAGAAACAAACAGUAGAAAGACGAGACAUGGCACUCAGUAAGCGUACUUUAGUUGGUCAGUUUCACCCUUGAAGCAUUUUUUCUAAAAAGCAAAACCAAAUGUUCAAUAUUGGCAUUUCAAUUUUUGUACAAACUGUGCAGUGCUCUUCUUAUUUACAUUAUGUGAAACUUUUUACUGAGAUUAAAUUGUUUAAUACAAUCCAAAGAAGGGCAUUUUUUGACAUCCCAUGUCACAAGAUAUAUAAGAUAGAUCUACAGUUAAAGCAACUUUAAAUUACUGCCCUCUAAUGGAGAAUACUAUUGUUUUAUUUUACUCACAACAAUCUCUGAUGUGUCUAAUAAUUAGGUAUUAAUGAAGCUAUUAAUUGAUUAUCUACGUCUCUUUAUCAUUUGACUUCUUUUUAAAAGUUAUUUUAGCUGUUAAAGGAGUUCUUUAAAGUUUACAGAAAUACAGCUGAAUCCAUUUGGGUUUUAUCUUCUGUAACAGUUUGAAACAGAUUCAUACUUUAUAACAGUGUCUUCUUCAGCUGUGUGUUAGGUCUCAUAUUUAUGCAAAUGUUUUUACUACCUCAUACCUUCAAUGGGAAGUUUGCAUGGCAUACCGAGAACAGAAGAGAACAGUCAAUAAAAUAGACUUCAUGCUAGACUUCACUUCAGACGCCCAAGGAAAAAGACCUGCGUGGGUCACACCCACAAAAAAAGGUCCAGAAAUCGUCUGACAGGCGGCUGUGAUGUUGGACUGUGGUUGGAUCGGUGUUUGCACAGAGAGUUCUCACCAUGGAGGAAGACGUAGUCGCCCCAAACUGUGUCAGAUGUUUGUAAAGCUCUCUUGUGCUUUGGAGUUUUCCCUCUUUUCUGCAAAGUCUGCGGAUUUUUCAACACUGUAAACUGAGUGUUAGUGUGGUGAGAGGAAGAAAUGCAUGCAAGAAAAACUUGCAAAACAAGCGAGAGUUGGGAAAAUGAGCGUCUGCUGUCAUUUUACUAAGGAUUAGUCUUUAACAUUUUAAGUGCUUUAUUUUGUUUUCUCUUUCUUGAGUGAGAAAAAUAAGUUGCAAGACUCUUUUCUGUUGAUCAAUUUCAAAUCCUUGCAGAUAUAAGUUAUGUUGCGAAGAAUUAUGACACUUAAUAAUUGUAUUUUCAAGAGUGGAAACUGUUACACAAGAUUUGAUUUCAAUCUGGCUUCCAACCUGUUGCAUCGUCCCUCUUUUCCAAGUCUUGCAGUUGUGUUGUAAAAAAGGAAUGCAUCUGAGACUAUCCAAGAACAGAGAAGGAAACAGAGGAAAAAAACAUUUCCCAGCACAGGUUUCGGUUUGCCAGCAGUUUGUGAGGCCUCGAGUGAGACGUCUCAGACAGUGAGGAAAGGUAGAAUAUCAAACUCUCCUGUUUUCCACUCGCCCUGUUUCCAAAGCUACCUGGCAGCCAGAUGUUGCUGUAAUCAUGUCUGUCCUUCAGCUCUUUACACUACUCUGUCAGCUCAUCAGUGGAGCUUGAACACACACACACACACACACACACACACAUUUUUCCCAACUUACAUAUGUAUAAGUCUUGUUUAGAGUCCCAGCUCUGCGUCUGAAAUGAUUAGAGCCUGAGGUGACGGUGUUAUUCAGCUGCUCCUGUGGGAUGCUUCACAGGUUUUCAUGUGAGCUGUGAUGGAUGGUCCCUUGUAAGAGCUCAGCGUGUGAAGAAGUGCUUUAUAAACUAACACCUACAUUCAGAGGUCUACAAAUGGUUUCAUAUACCAAGCUGAAAUUUGUCUUUAGUCUCUCCGAAAACCUACUUUUAUCAACUCGCCUUUCCUAGUUUUUCUUAAAUUUUACUUUCAUAAACUUUUCUAAAUAUUAAACAACAUUUGCUUCUUUUCUUUUGUCCUAUUGUAUUGUAACUUCUUUUGUAAAUUACAGGUUCUUAAUGUUUGGAAAAAUGCUCAUUCAAAUAGAUCAGUCUCUGGCUUAUCAGGAGCAUGUUUCUCGUCAUAAUUAUUGAUAAAUCUCCAGCUCAAACAAGUCCAAAUAAAACAUGAAUAUCUCAUCAUGGGAAAUUUAGGGACUAAACUGUGUCUUUUCAGUAAAUAUCCAACUGAGUGUUGUGUGUGGGGGCUGCUGUCUUCACACAUGCAGACAGUUCAUAAGUUGCUGUCUCUGUGAGAUGAAAAUCUCACGUCUCCACCGUGUUGACUUUCCACAGUGCAAGAAAAAUGAAUCACUUUCAGUUUGACCUGUGAGCUCUAUGAAGUCGGUUCACUUCAGUAGAAAAAGAAGCCUCUUGUCAGUAAAAUGCCUUACAUCAUAUCUGAAAUAUCUACUUAAUAUCACCUGUAUCAAACAUUAUAUCAGUCGAUCAGUCAUCAAUCUAUUGAUAUAUAAAUAAACACAUUACAAACAAUAUUUAAGAGAGCAGACAGCACAGUGGCCUUCAAUGUACUUCUGAUAUAGGGUGGGAAAGCAGGCAGGUCUAAAGCAGAAGGACUUCUGCAGCAGCGAUCCAGGAGAACCUACAGGAUGAGGGAGUUCAGGGACUCCCAGAGAGGACUAUGGUCGGUCAGAAAUGCACAUGAACAUACAGCGUAAGAAGUGGUGCUAUUAGCUGUUAUCUUAUGAACUGUGAUUUUAUCCGGGCCUGGAAUAUUCCCACCAGUUUUCAAUUUCAGAUUUUGGUUAAAAAAGAGAAAGAAUCAGCUCUGGAGGGACUGCUUUGGCUCAAUGGUUAAAGUACAGGCUCUGUUUAAAACAGGCUGCAGUGCUGUUUGCUGGUCCAACUUCUGGCCACUACCCUUUGCUACACAUCAUCCUUCGAUCACGUCAUGUCUCUUUCAUGUGUCCUGUUACAUAAAGGCAAAAAUACCUUUGAAGAAAUAAAAAGAAUUCACUUUAAAAGACCUACAUAUUGAAAGUCUUGGUGUUGCCUCUAUAUUUACAUUCAAACACAUGCAGGCUACUCUGACUUUAAAGCUACUGAGAAGAACUUUUGUAUUGUGUUGAGUUUGGCGCACCCUGUGGAUGCUGACGGUCAUGUUUGUUAAACUCAUUGAGUGACAGGGUAUUUACGCCUGUUUUUAACAAACCCUGAUGAGGUUAAAAGAUGUAUAUUGAUUGGCACAGUAUGAGACAAAUUCUUGAGUUCAUGUUUGUGUCUGCCUUUGUGUGUGUUACAGACAGCACCCACAGCAGCAGCAGCACUAAAGGAGACCGUCUGAGCGCCAAGAUGAGGUCACUUCCUGGUUCGAAUGAGCCCUACGAGGCCAGCAGCCCCAAAGAAAUAGGUGAGGAGUGAGGAAACCCAAAAAAGGAGCCUUAGAAAGUCUCUUUUUUUUUGGACUCUCUGGGUUCUUAUGAUUUAUUGACACCCAAACUGUUAACUUUAUACAUCAACAGGCCUAUAAAUGAACAGAGUACCAAUCAGCAUCAUGUGCAGCACCACAGACAGAAGCUUUUUAACCCUGUGAGGACUCCAGCUGUGGAGUCCUGCUUGAAAAAUUCCUCUAGAAACUUAUCAGAUCAGUCUUCAUUGGAAAAAAAAACUGAACUCUGAGCAUUUUAUGACCUCUGUUCUCCUCGUAUAGAUGCUUCUUACGUGGACCCUCUGGGGCCUCAGAUGGAGAGACCAAAGACAGGAGCCAAGAAGCGCAUGGAGGACGACGACUUUGCAGAUGAAGAGCUGGGAGAUGACCUGCUGCCGGAGUAG
Xyrichtys novacula (pearly razorfish) is the source of this 19364-nucleotide messenger RNA. The record is from the annotation of a GenBank genome assembly. NCBI's taxonomy places the organism in Eukaryota, Metazoa, Chordata, Actinopteri, Labriformes, Labridae.